AUAUCAAGUGAAAUGUCGCUUGCUGGCAGGCAAUUGGUUAGUCAAACUGCCUGUUACAUCAACGUCAGGGGAUUAGCGAGGCACAGCUGGAAUACAAGGUUGCUUCACGGAAGAAGGUGAGAGACAGACUGAUGUAGUGUAGCCCAGCAGACAGUGUGAAAAAGCGAGACCGGAAAGCUUCUUCCUCUGCUGCUUCAGGAAUGAAAGGAGAGCCUUUUUUCAGAGGAAUGAGAGACACCAGUUUUUAUCGAGACUUUCGCCUUUUGGAAGGUGGACGGGUCUUCAUUCCCCAGCACACGGACAGACAGUAUGCACUAGGAGCCAACUUCCACCAGAUCAUUGAUUUCAAUGACCUGCCUACUUCACUGUUCGCAUGCAAUGUCCACCAGUCCGUGUUUGAAGGAAAGAAUGGGAAGGAACAUUUCGAGUCACUCUUCCUUGCUUAUGAUGAGCAUGUGACAUUCCAGCUGUUUAAAAGCUUCAGGCGUGUGCGGAUUAACUUCAGCAACCCCAAAGUAGCGGCCAGUGCCAGGAUAGAGCUGCACGAGACGCAGUUCAGAGGAAAGAAGCUCAAGCUUUACUUUGCCCAGGUGCAAAACCCAAGUACAGAUGGAGUUAACCUGCACCUGGCUCCUCCAAAGCCAUCCAAACAGUUCCUAAUCUCCCCACCAUCUUCACCGCCUGUAGCAUGGCAACAAAUAGACGAUGCCACCCCUGUGAUCAACUAUGACCUGCUUUAUGCAGUUGCAAAACUAGGGCCUGGAGAAAAGUAUGAGCUCCACGCGGGAACAGAAUCGACACCCAGUGUGGUCGUUCACAUCUGUGACAGCGACAACGAGGAAGAGGAGGAACCAAAAAACUGCCCCAAACCAAAAAUCGUCCAGACAAGGCGCCCCGAUCUUCCUAUGACCAUGCCUCACUGAAUUCCCUGCCAGAAAGAAGGAAACCUGUUCCGCUGCCUCUUUCAAACACACACGUUUCUCUCGGAACGCAGUUGUCUUUCCCUCACAGGAACUUUGAUGCUCAGUAACCUUUCGUUGUCCACACAGUUGUGCAGCAAGGGCUAGAAGGGGCUUCUUCUGUGUAUAACUUGUUUGUAACACACAGCCAUGAAUGUACGUUCACAUCAUAAGUUCUGUGGGAAUCGCAUCAUUGCGUUUCAUGAUUGUUUCCUUUCGGUUUUAUUGUAUUCGUACUUCGUCUGGUAACCAGUGGUCAGCAGUGGAAGUCAGUGAUGUCUGAGUAGUGCCUCAGAUGGAAACAAAGCCUCAACUGAAAAUAAAGUGGGAGUUUACUUUUCAAAGGACAAUGGUCACGCACUUAACACUGCUUACCACUGGCAGCUGUAUCACUGAAUAGUACAUUUUUCUAAGGGCAUGCUAGUCAUUUAAUAAAUAAAAGAUGACUGAAAUACAGUGCUGCAUGAGUUAACAUAACCUGAAUACAUACAGUCUAGAAUACAUUUAAAGUCCUCAAACUGUUUUUUGACACAUACAUACAAACCAAUGCAAUGCAUGCACUGACCCCUAACUGUUUUACACAUUAUCUUUGUUAUGUUUUUCUGUGGGUAACUCUCUUUUUUUGGGGGGGGGGGGACUGACUCACGCAUUGGCAAACGAGGGUACAAGGUGAUAUUUUUCUAUCUUAAGGCAAGGCCUUCUGAAUGUAAUAGUGGAGUCAGUUACACAAAGCCAAUCAAACUUCAUUUUAGUAAAAUGCCUGAAGUCUGUAAGUGUGUGUUUCCAUCUAGAAUAGUUUGGAAUGCAUCUGUUUCUAGCAAAAUGUAUGAUCAUUUCAAAAAAGUGUAUGGCUAACAAUCAAGGGACUACUGUAUAGUUUUGCCACAAUGGUUAAGAGUGCAAUGUUUAUUAAACUUUCAUAUCUAGAUGUCAGGGUAGAGGGUUUGUAAAGCGAUGCCUUUUGAGAUAGAAACACUUUGUGGCAUUAUCUGCUGAAAUCGUUUUUGAUAUAUUAAAUGGAUUAAGCAGAUUCUGAACUGGUUAGGUGCCUAUAAUAAUAAAUGCAAGAAAAUGCUACUAUUAGCUCUACAACUUUUCUAAACAUAAGGGCACUUUUAAUACUAAGGAAAAAACAACCAGCUCUAGUAAGUAAUUUCAACAAAUUGAAGUGUUAUUAUAUCAGAUUGUCUUUCUCUUUUAAAUGCGUAAUAUUGCAUCCCUGCUUUUCAAUAGUCCUUUACUCACUCGUACAUAUAGGUGCAAUUUCAGUGAACUAAAAAGCAUUUUAGUUUGUGUGGCAAUAAUAGACAGCCUGCAAUUCAGUACUGAAAAAGCGAUCCUCUUAUUUCUUCAAAUCUGGACGGUAAACACACUGUGACACCAUGACUGUGAAACUAGCUAACCCUACACUUUUCUUUCCUGUGAUAAACAACUGAUCUUAGAGUGGAAAAAGCACAUCCCAACUGCUAGGUUUUUAGAACAUUCUAAAAGAUUGUAUAUGAAAUAAAAAUGACUUGCUAUCAAAUCAUUCUCCAGUAGAAGUCAAAAGUAGGACUUAUUGGAAGCCUGUUGAUUUUAUAAGUGUUCAAGAAGACAAACUGUUCUACGGUGACAUUCAUUUUAACAGAGGAACAGUCAAUAUAUGUUUUGAAAUACAAUCAUUUUAUUUAGUAGCCAGGGGGACACUGAUUCGGUGCAUUAGGCAGCACUUCCGCUUUCUCAUUGGAUCCAUCCCUAAAUGCCUUUAUCAUUAUUAUUUGUGAGAUUGUCUCCCACCAUUCUUAAUUUCCCUGUCUGAACAAUCUAUUAAUGUAUAAUUCUGUUGGAAAAAUGUAAUUGGUUUAUCACUUAUUUUGACAUUAUAAAUAUGAUUCAAUUGUUUAGUUGCAUGUAUAUAUAAAAAAAAACAUAUCAAGACUUUGCUUUAUUACAUUGGUCCCUCUAUAUUAUACAGCAUUAUUUACACCCAUGGUUGUGUAGUUGCAGUGUGUUAAACGUAUGUUUUUAAUUUGCAGCAUACAUCAACUUACAGUUAUUAUCAGUAAUUACAUGUAACUUAUUACAUGGCUACAUAUGCAAUUACUAUGGAAGCCCGCUGAAAAUAAAGUGUUACAAUUGCAGUGAAAUCCCCUGAUGUGAUCAUGGUUUUAUACAGUACCUUGAUUCUGAUUACACAGAGUGGUUGAAUUUGUACAGGGUGAAUAGCAAAAGGAAUGAAAAUUGUAUCAAACGGUCAGUUGUUGUGACCCAGGCCCGAUAAAUCAAAGUUUAUGGCCCAGCCAUAAUUUAGAAUGAAUCCAGGCCCCAGAGUCCUGUUUUGUUUUUUACUUGAUUUUUUUCUUUAACAUUAUGAUGUUAGUAGUGCCCUUAUGAAUUAAUAUGUUCAUUUCAGUUCACAUGGAUCAGUCUUUGGGAACAUUUUCUUUUAGGGGGGGGGGGGCUGGGGAGUCAUUUGUUAUAGCCCCCAUUCCCAAAAAUGCUCUUGCAAAAAAAAAAAAAAAAACCUCAAUUACAAGUUUGUUUUCUCCUGGUUUUAAAUGAUUGUGCACCAUACAUUAAGACCCUGCACCUUUCUACGAUGUAACUGUCAAACCAAACCCAAUGUUUUUUUUCUUUUCUUUCUUUUUUUUUUAAUACUAAGCCUAUUUUACAGAACGUGUAUUAUUGGCAUUAAUGUACUGUUCAUCUAAGUGUCGGAACUGCCUGCUACACUAAUGUGACAUAUCUGUAUAUAUUAAUCAAUACUAUUUUUACUGCAUUUUUGUACAGACAUACAUUGUAGGUAUGUACUAGUAGUUUAACUAGUUUGAAUAUAGUAUUAAAGAGUUUGGUUUUAA
Messenger RNA from Acipenser ruthenus (sterlet), 3796 nucleotides. Its product is annotated as calcipressin-2-like. The coding region runs from base 201 to 923 and encodes 240 amino acids. Gene Ontology annotation, cellular component: cytoplasm; nucleus. Lineage: Eukaryota; Metazoa; Chordata; Actinopteri; Acipenseriformes; Acipenseridae. Gene Ontology annotation, biological process: calcium-mediated signaling. The transcript has 5 exons. Gene Ontology annotation, molecular function: nucleic acid binding; calcium-dependent protein serine/threonine phosphatase regulator activity. The record is from RefSeq and is a predicted model, not a curated record.